AACGCAUAUCAGCAUUCAGCAGGUUGGUCAGUCCGGGUCAGUCAGCUGGGAUGUGCAGCCGAAAGCAAAAAAAGUGACACGCAAACAAUUUUUAUUAUUAAUUAAUUUAUUAUUUAUUUAAAUCAACCAAACUAAAACUGUAAAAAAAAUUCUGGAAAAAGUGCAUUUUCAUCCACUCAAAGUUCUCUACACAUCCGGUAUUAAGGUCUGCAUAAAGGGAUUGUUCGUAUCUAUUGGGACUGUCCUUGAUAUUUGCAAAAAAAAAACUUUCCACUUUUUGUGAAAAUUGAAGAAAUUGAAUAAUGACUGAACGGAAGGAUUCGCAGAUGUCCCCUCAGGAUCGUGAGCGCGAUAGAGAUCGCAGCCGGCGUCAAAGUCGCUUUUCGGAUGCAAAUUCCGGGGGCGAUGCCAAUGACCGGGACCGGAGUCGUGAGCGCAGAAGUGAAUCUAAUCGCAUUUAUGUGUCCAACAUUCCGUACGAGUAUCGCUGGCAGGAUCUUAGGGAUCUCUGCCAAGACAUUGUGGGGGAUGUGAAUUUCGUUGAGCUUUUUAAUGAUGAGAAUAGUAAGCCGCGUGGGUGCGGUAUCGUGGAAUUCAAGACUAACGACUGUGUGUCCAAGGCUCUAAAGAAGCUCAAUCAGUAUGAGAUUAGCGGUAGGCACUUGAUAGUCAAGGAGGACUACGGGGAUGAGCGUGAUGAGUAUGGGCGGGUCGUUCGUCCGGGUGGUAGUGUCAGCAAAAGCGGCACCGCAAGAGGCGGAGAUGGUGGCGGAAACGAUCAUCAUCGAGAUCGUGACAAUGACAGACCUCGUCACAGUAGCAGCCACGGCAACAAUUACGACGGGUCCUACAACACGUAUGGAUUGAGCACGUCUUUCUUGGAAGGUUUGGGAAUAUUUGGACCUCUCCAUACUAAAGUCUUUGUUACCAAUUUGGACGACAAGGUUGACGGGAAGAAAUUGGAGCAGGUGUUCAAGCUCGCUGGUCGCGUUGUAAGUGUUGAUUUGUCAAAAGAUGAAGAUGGUAACAGUCGUGGUUUUGCUGUUGUCGAAUACGAUCAUCCUGUUGAAGCGGUCCAGGCUAUUUCCAUGUUGGAUCACCAGAUGUUGUAUGGUCGUAAGAUGACUGUUCGCUUGGAUCGUAUACCGGAUAAGAAUGAGACUAUCAAAUUGCCCGAAGGUCUCGAGGGUCUUGGGAUUGGUUUGGGUUUCAAUGGGGAACCACUGCGGGAUGUUGCGAGGAAUUUUCCAAGUUUGCAGCAGGAGCAGAAUCAGUUGCAACAAAAUAAUCUUUCGGUACCCGUUACACCGCCAAAUAGUCUCAAUGGGCCUUCGUACAGGUUCCUGUGUCUAGUAAUAAUUUCAGUAGUUUCAACUCGAAUGUUGAGUUAUCUGAAAGCGGUUUUAGUAUACAGCCCAUCUAAAAUUAAAAAGUAA
This is a messenger RNA of Lutzomyia longipalpis, 1436 nucleotides long. Its product is annotated as myelin expression factor 2-like. Gene Ontology annotation, molecular function: mRNA binding. NCBI's taxonomy places the organism in Eukaryota, Metazoa, Arthropoda, Insecta, Diptera, Psychodidae. Bases 303 to 1436 code for a protein of 377 amino acids. The record is from RefSeq and is a predicted model, not a curated record. Gene Ontology annotation, cellular component: cytoplasm; nucleus. The transcript is spliced from 4 exons.